Striga hermonthica is the source of this 372-nucleotide messenger RNA. NCBI's taxonomy places the organism in Eukaryota, Viridiplantae, Streptophyta, Magnoliopsida, Lamiales, Orobanchaceae. The record is from the annotation of a GenBank genome assembly.
UUCGGCCACCUCAUCGCACUUCGACCGCCUCCCAUCCGUGCGUGUCAACUUGCGUUGCCUAUUUCUAGUCGCGCGCGGGUUCGCGCGUGCCUCCCACGCGUCAUCCGCCGCCAUUGCUUCGCCUAGUCCUGCGGGGACUAGGCUUCGCGCGCCUGCUUCCCACUCGCGUGCCAACGCGCGCUCCCAGCAAUCGCCGCCUUCCUCUCGCGCGUGCACGCCCACCACUCCUAAGCCCGCGAGGCUUAGGCCUCCGCCCGCGUCUGCGCUCCAAUCGCGUCCCUCAGCUUGCGUCGCGUGCUCGUCUCUUGCUCCUCGCGCGUGCGCGUCUGUGCCCGCUAUGCCUACUCCUACCUGGCUUCAGCUCCCGCCCGC